This is a messenger RNA of Arabidopsis thaliana (thale cress), 1357 nucleotides long. RefSeq lists its product as uncharacterized. Bases 164 to 976 code for a protein of 270 amino acids. The transcript has 2 exons. Lineage: Eukaryota; Viridiplantae; Streptophyta; Magnoliopsida; Brassicales; Brassicaceae. The record is from RefSeq and is marked reviewed.
GAACCGACAUAUCCACAUGGCUUUUGGAGUCUUUGAAUAUUCCUUCCCUCUGACUUAUGGUUUCCAGAAACCUUCCUCACACUCAAAUGUUUUGUUCUUCUUAAUCACAAUUUCAGAAUUGGUCUUUUACGGUUAAGAAUUCAGGAUUGUGAAUUGAAAAGCCAUGGACUUCCGAAGUAGAAGGGUUCAAUUUCUACUCUUUGCUAUUGGAUUAAUCGCUCUUAGUAUGACAGCUGAAAAAUGUCGGGAACUUGUUGGACAAGAAGCUGCAUCAAAGAGUGGACAGUUUACAUUCUUGAAUUGCUUUGAUAUGAGUUCAGGGACUUUAGCAUGUGCAGUUAAAGAAGGUGUGAAGCUUUAUUUCUACAAUAUAAGAUCUAUUCAUGUAGAGAAGGCCAGGAACGUCGCUAUUGAGAAAGCCUUGCACGAGGCAUUGGAUAAUGGCAUGCUUGCAAAAGAAGCAGCCAAAGAGGGGCAGAGAGCAGGUGAAAAAGCGGCUAAACUGGCGACGCGGCAAGCGAAACGUAUCAUAGGACCAAUAGUAGCAGCUGGGUGGGAUUUCUUUGAAGCGCUUUACUUUGGAGGGACUUUAACUGAAGGGUUCUUGCGUGGUACUGGAACUAUGGUUGGUGCUUACUCAGGAGGGUACGUAGGUGAGCAGAGAUUUGGUAGAUUCGGUUAUCUUGUGGGAAGUACCUUAGGGAAUUGGGUUGGCGCACGGGUUGGACUUAUGGUUUAUGAUGUUGUGAAUGGGGUAAACUUCUUCUAUGAGACUUAUCAAUCUGGAGAAAUAUAUGAGGAUCAGUCUACAAAUGAAAGUCCCGAGGACCGGUCUACAUAUGAAAGUCGUGAGGACCCGUCUACAUAUGAAAGUCCUGAGGACAGGUCUACUUAUGAAAUUCGUGAGGACCAGUCUACAUAUGAAAGUCCUGAGGAGGAUCAGUCUACAUAUGAAACUUCAAAUUAUGAGCUCUAGAUAGUUCCUACAAUGAAUGGAUUUAUGGAUUGGAAAAUGACCUAAGAAACUUUUGAAGACAAGUCAGAAAGGAAUUAUUGGAAAGCUUUAGAAGAUUUUGGAAUAUUUCUUUCCAAUACAUUUGACAUAGUUGUUGUAUAGACUAAAAGAGUUUCGACAAGACGAAUUCGUUGAUGGAUGCCCCAAAUAUUUCAGUUGCAUUUGUUUUAUUGUACAAAUUGUUUGUUUCAAAUUACUUUUUAUGUUGGUUGUCUUGAAUGUUUAAAUGUCAAAGUCCUACCAAAUUUAGGAGCAAAUUCGUAAGUUUUAGGCUUCUUCUAGCCCACAAAAUUCGAAGUCCAUGAGUUUUAAAAAUUGUAUUUUCAGUCAAAACAGUUGGUU